Pseudozyma hubeiensis SY62 is the source of this 219-nucleotide messenger RNA. RefSeq lists its product as hypothetical. The coding region runs from base 1 to 219 and encodes 72 amino acids. Lineage: Eukaryota; Fungi; Basidiomycota; Ustilaginomycetes; Ustilaginales; Ustilaginaceae. The record is from RefSeq and is a predicted model, not a curated record. The transcript is spliced from 2 exons.
AUGUGCAGGAUGCGCAGCGGAGACCGAGAGCGGCUGGUGCGCCGAGUGUGUGGAUACGAGUAUCUUGCCGAUCGACGAGCAAGGUGCGAAGUGGGAGCGGUGAGCGUGUCCUGCGGCUCGAACAGUGUCUGCGAUGCUGAGUCGAUUCGAGCUAGAACAGGCGACUCAGCCUCCGCACAGUCCACCUCGCCCGCCCAACCCGAUGCUUCGGACCCUUGA